GGUGGGCCGGGGGGAGGGGUGCAUGCCUAUAUUUGGUGAUCUCGGGCCCAGCCAUGCCCGCCUGCUCCGAAACCUGCCCCGGCUCCCGCCCCGCGGCGAACAGCCGGGGCAGCGCCGGGGCUGGACUUUGGCUCCCCGAGGCCGGGAGCUGGGCGGGGGCACGCAGGGCGUGCGGGCAGAGCUUGCGCACGGGGGUGAACCCAGAGCUUGCACACAGGGGUGCCACGUGGCCCUGCCUCUCCUCUGCACCCCCGUGGACACAGUGACCUGGGGGGGCAAGCAGGAGGGGAGGGGCGCCCUGCCCUGCCCUGGGAACGGGGAGACCUGGGGCAUGGGGGCCACCCUGGUGCAGCACAGGUGGGCACGGAGCCCCCCCCACAGCCUGGGGGCAGGAAGCCUCCCUGAACCCCCCAGCCCCUUGGAUGCACGACGAGCCCCAGACCUGCUGCCCCCCACCUCGCUGCGGCCACGUGGGCAGCACCCAUGGGCCCUCCCAGCACUUGCGUGGGGGCAGCAACACCCCGGCCUCGAUGCUGCCGCACCAGGGCAGCUCCUGCCCCGUGCGGGGACGCGGCUACAAGAACCCCCCACAGCUCUGCCCGCUUUGGGGCACCAGCUCUGGGCUGGGAGUGCCAAGAAACAGCAGGUUGCUUCCCUGCGGGGGGUCUGGAAGGUGACACCCAUCAGCACUGGUGCUAGGCUGGUCUGUACUGGUGAGAGCGGGUGCUGGGCAUGGGAGCUGCCUGCAGGACCCCAAUGGGGCGCACUGACGGCAGGGAACUUGCUCUGGCUUCAUGCCUGGAUCGGGCCCCUCUGCAUGGCUGAGAUCCAGCCACGCGGCCCCCCGGCAGUGGGACCAGUUCCCUCCAUCAGUACGACCAGCUUGGCACCCAGAUGGGACUGGGUGCACUGGUUUCCACAGAGUCUGGCUGCAAGCGGUGCCCAGCUGGGCCCGGCCAGCGCCGGGAGGGGAGACCCCAAACAUGCACCAUGCACCGGGGGCAAGGAGCCCUCGUGGGGGACCUCCUCCACUCCCCGCCCAGCCUGGGGCCGGGCACGGCAGUUCCUUGCUGCGUCCACCAGGGGGGCCCCUGGACCGGUGCCGUGGCCUGUCCCGUGCCGCAGGCGUGUCCGUGUCGGUGCCCGGUGCCCUGCCCGUGUUGUGCCAGCAGGUGUGUGCCUGCAGCCUGGGCCCCCGGGGACAAGGGCAGGGACAGUUUGGGAGGGAAUCUCCCAGGCCAGUGGCCUGAGAUGAGUUUUUCCGUUCUCAGCCUC
Molecule: messenger RNA, 1275 nt
Organism: Alligator sinensis (Chinese alligator)
Lineage: Eukaryota; Metazoa; Chordata; Crocodylia; Alligatoridae
Exons: 2
Coding region: 23-1255 (410 amino acids)
Source: RefSeq, a predicted model, not a curated record